This is a messenger RNA of Clonostachys solani, 1851 nucleotides long. The record is from the annotation of a GenBank genome assembly. Lineage: Eukaryota; Fungi; Ascomycota; Sordariomycetes; Hypocreales; Bionectriaceae.
AUGGCUCCCUACAGUUUGAGAACAGCUAUUUUAAUUUUGGCUGCCUGCCGUGCCAGCCACGCUUUGACAGCCACAAUCCUUGCUGACACCAACCGGGAUGGGAAAGUUGAUAUCACGGGAGAUACCGACGCUGUUGGCAAGCAGUCAUGGACAGCGGAGCGAGGAGCUCUCUUUCUCCCCAAUGUCGUGGACACCGACCGCCGUUGUUCAGUAACUGCUACAGACGUGGAGACCAUGCAUCUAUGCCAUGAUGCCACAGACAAUGUCCUUCGGCAGCAAGACUACUUAGCACCCAUCCGUACUGUACCUACAAAAGGGCUGAGUGAAAAUGCAGUUGGUGUUAUCAAUGUGACUGACUCCACGGCCACGGAGUUUGUGCGCAUCUUUUACAAGAACCAAGGAUCAUGGAGCUUCUUGGAAGAGGAUCACAAGUUUACGGCCGCACAACUCAGUGAUGGAUUGGAGCUCGGAAUUGAUGGCCGUGACGUCCGGAGACCUGAAACAUGGGAUGGCAGAGCUACAGUCUAUUUCACCGUCACGGAUGGGGAGGAAUCAGCCACAGACUUUGUUGAGCUUCGAGUUGCGCCAUACCUGACUCAUCAUCAUGUCCAGUUAGCCCAGCAGUCCUUCGUUUCGAACUGGAAUCGCGUAUACCUUCAGCGAUUCGCUGAGGAAUUCGCAACUCACAAUGAUGAUGCCGGGCUACCACAGUCACCCGUCCAGCUCAGUGGCGCGGAUAUUUGGGUGCAAGACUAUUUCGAGACGGGCUACGCAAGCAUCCCUGGCCCCAGUGGACCCAUUGCAAUUCGAAUCAUUCUCCAGUCCAUCCAAAGACGAUCAGCAGGGAGAUAUCUAUUUUCCGAAUUGCGAAAUGAAAAGGUCGGGGCCAUAAACUACCCUCAAUCAUGGGAUUCUGAUCAAACCUACUGGGGGGAGACCUAUGAUUCCACUGGAAACCUGGAAACCAUCCCUCCUUAUACCUACAAUGGUAAGAGCUACCCUGCCGGGCGUAUUAUUAUCGGCGAGGGCGAUACUAGCCCUUUGGUGUUGCCCUUUCUGCAGCUGCAAGAGACUCAAGACCCGAUAAUUCUCGACACCAGCUGGCUUGCAGUCGGUCAUGUUGACGAGUUCAUCCAGUUCAUCCCCGCAAACAACGAGCGUGGUUGGGUCGUCAUGGCAGAAGAUCCUCUUGCUGGAGUGGCGCUUCUCAAGAAAGCUCAGGCGGAUGGCUAUGGCAGCCUGCGUGCUCUCAGCCGCGACGUCUUUACCUACGAUCCCUACGAUGGGGCACAUGCCCCCUGUGUACCUCAGUCCACCAUUGAUUUUGAGCUGGCCAGAACCGACGUGGACCGAGUGAAUCAAUAUGCUGCAGACAAAAUCCAGGCUAACCUGGAGAUCAUCAAGCGAGAAACUGGAAUUUCUGACGCUGAUAUCUUCCGCGUUCCCGGCUUCGUCAGCUCAUCGUCGAGAUGGACUUGCUCCAACUCCUUGGUCUCGUCUGCCAAGUUUCCUGCCACUCAAGAUGACGAUAAACCUCUUGACAUUGUAAAUGCUACUGGAAGCUGGGGCGCCCCGAUCGAGCGUCGUGAGAGUGUGGAGAAAGUACAUGCUCAUUACCCUGCUGCCAUCAAUGGUGUCAUUCUCAGUAACUCCUACUACCUGUCUGCUAAUCCUUGGGGACCCAUCAUUGACGGUGUCGAUAUCUUUGCCAAGGCCAUUGAAGAAUCCUACGCUGCUGUGAACUACACGGUGCAUUUCAUUGACACUUUUUUUACACACCACAUGGGAGGAGGGGAGGUACACUGUGGUUCCAACGUGUGGCGGGAGAUUAAGCCCGCAACUUGGUGGUAA